CUCUCUCUUUCUCAUUCAAUCAUUUAACUUUGGGCUCGCGCUCUGCUACGGCCGUUUCCUAAAUCUUACGUACACUCGAUAGAGCCUGUCUUCGAGGGUUCAAAUUUCCUCACGUGUUGCUUCCAGUUACGUGUCGCGCUACAAAUCUUCUGCAGCUAUCGCAACGGAGGCUGCGAACUCGCCGCAAUGUAUAAUCCUUAUCAGCCCCCUGGUCUCUAUGGCCGCCCACCUGAUUUUGGGAGUUACCCCGGCGCACCACCCGGCAUGGCUCCCCCCCCUGGUAUGGUCGCACCCGGAACAACCCCGCCGCCUGGAAUGCAGCAAGCCAAUGCCCAGCAGCCCGGUCGACCGGCUGGCUUCCCAGCCAAUUUUCAGCCUCCGCCCAAUAUGCCCAAUAUCAAUUUCUCCGCCCCAGUUAUUCGUCUCGGAACAUCGGGCCCGUCGAAAUCAGCUACACCAGAUACCAGCAAGGAGCGCGGCGGUGACGCUCCCGGCCGACGGGCUGGUCUGGGAUCUUCCAGUCUGGAGUUCCAGCGCCAGAAUGUUCGCGAUGCGAUGAUGCAACUACAACCUCCUACCCGGGAGGAGAUUGUCCGGACCAUCUUCGUGGGUGGAAUUACAGAAGGCGUGGCUGGCGACGAGGGCGUGGAGAGGAUUCUGCGUUCGGCAGGAAAUCUUCGGCGCUGGAUCCGCGCUACAGAUGCAGACGAGAAGCCGUGCAAGUUCGGUUUUGCAGAGUACGAAGACCCUGAGAGUCUUAGCACGGCAGUGGAAGUGCUAAAGGAUGUGCAAGUGCCUGUGAAGAGACAGUCACCGUCGGAGGGAGAUGACAAGGAAGAACGCGAGGUUGAAAAGAGCACUCUACUGGUUGUGGUUGAUGAGAGCUCACUGAAGUAUCUGGAGCAAUAUGAGUCGGGCCGGGGAGAACAGGACCCAGCUGAGCGUGAGGCGCGGAUAAAUGCUGCACGGAGCGCCCUCGCAGCUGUCUUGUCGGAACUGUGUCAUCCCGCUGCACCUGCACAGAAAGAUGAUGCAUCGGCCAUUGACCGUGAGGGCGACACUGCUAUGAAGGACUCCGAGGGGCAGAAUGAUGGAACUUCGGCGGAAGUUGUCACCAUCCCUAUCACGGUCGAGGACGAGCUUUCUGACAUCCCGCCUGAGAUGAGGGAAACGGUCGCCAAGGAGAUCGCUGCCUUCCGUGAGCGUAGCAAUCGCCGGGAUAUUGAGCGGUUGAAGCGGGAGGAAGAGAUUGAGUCUAUGGAGCGAGCCCGCAACUCUGGAUCGCGCAUCAACCGACUAGCUUCACCUCCUCUCUCUGCCCCCAGUGGGCCUGCCGCUGGCGCUAACGGAGUGCCUUUGGGCCCUCGUGACCGGGGUGUACCUUCUGGACCGAAGGCUUUUGGUGUGCAAGUCCCUAAGGACUACCAAAAGGGGGUUUCGUUUGUCAACGGGGGCAACAUUAACGGGGCUGCCACCAUGUACAUUGACCGGGAAGAUGAAGAGUCAGACGCUAGCGAUGAGGAGUUGGAGCGCCGUCGCCAAGAGAAGAAGGAGGCGGAGCGCGAGAAGCAGUUUCUUGACCAAGAGCGUCGCUGGUUGAACCGUGAGCGCAGCCGAACUGCUGCUUUGGAGCGUGAGAAGAAGCGAGACAAGGAAGAAGCAGCUAAAGCUCAGGAGGUGCGCGAUGAGAUGGACAAACGGUAUCGGGAAUGGAACGACGAUGCUGAGGCCAACCGUAAGGUUGAGGAAUAUUAUGCCGAUCGGGGCGCAUGGCUCCGUAGCCGAGCGGCAUUCCGAGCUCGUGAGGUCAGCAUGGACGAGGCGGAUCGGGCGGCCGAAGAACGAGAGCGGGCCCGGUCCGUGCAGCAACGCGAGCAGGCCCGCGGCAUGGCAGACGAUUUCCUCGCUCGGCAGGCCGAGGAGCUGGAGACACGCAACCAGGCUCCCCGCGAGCCCCAGCGCUUCAAGCUUUCCCUCGGUGCAGCCGCGCAGAAGGCUCAGGCCGCCACCUCCCGCCGCACUAUUGCCGAGGUCGAAGGCCUCCUGGAAGACGAAGAGGAGCCACAGGCCACUGCCAGACGGCCUCUUAUCCCCAUCAAGUUCGACAGUGCUGCCGAAGCAGCUGGUCUGUCGGACGAAGAGCGCGCACAAGCUGCCCGACAAUUGGCUGCAGAGAUUCCUACGGACAAGGAGGGACUCUGGAACUGGGACGUCAAGUGGGAAUUUGUGGACGAGAGUGUGGUCACCGAGCAGCUCAAACCUUUUGUGGAGAAAAAGAUUGUGGAAUACCUGGGUGUGCAGGAGCAGAUGUUGGUGGAAGUGGUCGAAGAACAUGUUCGCAAGCAUGGACCACCCCAGGAGCUGGUAGAACAGCUGGAAGAGGCUCUCGACGAAGAGGCAGAGGUAUUGGUUCGGAAGCUCUGGCGGAUGAUUAUCUUCUUCUCAGAGAGCGAGAAGAGAGGCCUUUCUGGUUAGAUAAGAGGGCUUAUUGUUUUCUUGAGAUCCAGUAUCGUCAUCAACUGGGGAAACUAAAAUGCACUGGAUGGCACUGUAGGUAUCCGUGCAACAAUUACUUCUUGCGUACAACCGCGCUGCCUUGCAUUGCAUUCC
Aspergillus saccharolyticus JOP 1030-1 is the source of this 2610-nucleotide messenger RNA. RefSeq lists its product as uncharacterized. Bases 187 to 2475 code for a protein of 762 amino acids. The record is from RefSeq and is a predicted model, not a curated record. Gene Ontology annotation, biological process: mRNA processing. Gene Ontology annotation, cellular component: spliceosomal complex. Gene Ontology annotation, molecular function: mRNA binding. The transcript is spliced from 5 exons. NCBI's taxonomy places the organism in Eukaryota, Fungi, Ascomycota, Eurotiomycetes, Eurotiales, Aspergillaceae.